GCCAUGUCGACCUCCGCGACUGAGAGCAUCCGGGAGACUUUCAAAAACAAGCUGAACAAUGACUGGAGGGUCGAACCCCAAUGCAACCUGAAUAGACACGAGAAUUGCGGCUGCCUAAAGCCCUUCAUAAAGACCUGUCUACUCAAAGAGUGGUUGGGGGAUAUUCGGUCGCCCACAUCGAAUGGUGUGCUGCUAUUUGAUGAGAUAGAUCCCAUCAGAACGCUUUUUCAUGGAUCUGCAUCGACUGUACUCCAGGGUAGUAAACUUGUCUUCAGCUGGUUGGUGAAAGAGGGUCAUGGCCGACUUAUGCACAUCUUCCAUCGUGCCGGAUUCGAUGACGCCAAGAUUCGAAACACUGGAACUGGAUACUCCNUUCGUCGCUACAGAGCUUUGAGAGACGAGUUUGUUCAAUAUAGUAGGGAGUACCAUGCCGGCUUCGAACAGCUGGCAAAAUCCUUGGAAAGCUCAAGAUGGGAGUUUUCCNCGCAAAUCCUUGGUUCAAAGCUCGAAAACGAAACGUUUGGCAACAAACUCUACAUACCACUCUGUCAGCAGUGGGCCGUUACUGAGCCCGGAGCUACAGCCGUUGUAUACCUCGCUAUAAUCCAGGAAGCAUUUGUUUUGGACAGCAUCAAACAAUAUCUGGGUGAUCAGGUGGAUGGUGGAAAUUAUGGACCAUGCUAUAGGUUGGCCAUCAAGAGAAUUCACAAUACUCGAUGGAACACUUACAGCCAAGAGAGACGAGCUUUUACAGGCAUCCGCGACAAGAAAGGCAUGCUGCGAUGUCUUGGCUCAUACAACUUUAUCGAUGAACACGGAAACGAAUACUACAAUAUACUGCUCGAGUUUGCCAACAUGAAUCUACAUGAAUUUUUCAUGGCAUUCGAUCCUCCCCAGCUUACGAGAGAAGUGCACUCACAAUGGGCGGAGUUUCGUGAAAUUGCAGAAGCCAUCGAAACCCUUCAUAAUUUUGAUCACGAAGGAACAAGAUGGUCCGNNGAUCGAUACAGAUGGCACGGUGAUAUCAAGCCGCGGAAUCUCCUACGCGUUGGCAAGGAGUGGAAGCUCGCCGACUAUGGGUUUACUGUCUUCCGCGCAGAGUCUCCAGAGGAGUCAGCAAGAGCUCAGCUGAAGGAAUGCACACAGACCUGGGGGGCACCCGAGACUGUUCAUCCAGGAAAUUUUGUUCUCCAGACAGUUGAUACAUGGUCAUUUGGUUGUGUGCUGUCGAUUGCUGCGACAUGGAUGGUUAAAGGCAUCAAAGGCGUCCUUGAGUACCAGAGAUACAGAUCUGAGGCUUGUAAGAAGCUAAGCCACGCACGUCACGCUCCAGAUGCUUUCCACGAUGGCAACGACGUCCUGCCACAUAUCAAGAAAUGGCAUGCCCACUUGAGACAGCUCAUACGCCCAUCUGACCAUAUCACAAAUCGAAUACUGGAGAUGGUGGACGUCGAUCUCUUAUUAAAGGAUCCUGGUGCUCGGUUAAAAUCACAAAAGUUGCGCGAGAGACUGGAUCAAAUUCUCUUGGAAGCUCAAGACUCUCAAACUGAAGCUUCAACAGAUGAGGAACUCUCUGAAGCUCUAAGAUAC
This is a messenger RNA of Aureobasidium vineae, 1590 nucleotides long. The record is from the annotation of a GenBank genome assembly. Lineage: Eukaryota; Fungi; Ascomycota; Dothideomycetes; Dothideales; Saccotheciaceae.